Messenger RNA from Propithecus coquereli (Coquerel's sifaka), 1045 nucleotides. RefSeq names its product V-set and immunoglobulin domain containing 2 (gene VSIG2). The record is from RefSeq and is a predicted model, not a curated record. The coding region runs from base 3 to 986 and encodes 327 amino acids. Lineage: Eukaryota; Metazoa; Chordata; Mammalia; Primates; Indriidae. The transcript has 7 exons.
CCAUGGCCAAGCUCCCCGGGCCUUUUCUCUGCGGGGCCCUGCUGGGAUUCCUGCGCCUAAGUGGGCUAGCCGUGGAGGUGACUGUACCCUCCGAGCCGCUGAGCACGCCGGUGGGCAAGACUGCCGAGCUGGCCUGCAGCUACAGCACGUCGGUGGGAGACAACUUCGCCCUGGAGUGGAGCUUUGUGCAGCCUGGGAAGCCCAUCUCUUCAUCCCAUCCCAUCCUGUACUUCACCAAUGGCCAUCUGUAUCCAACUGGUUCUAAGGCAAAGCGGGCCAGCCUGCUUCACAACCCACCCACAGGAGGGGUGGCCACCCUGAAACUGACUGAUGUCCACCCCUCAGAUACUGGAACCUACCUCUGCCAUGUUAAUAACCCACCAGAUUUCUACACCAAUGGGUUGGGGCUAAUCAACUUUACUGUGCUGGUGCCUCCCAGUAACCUCUUAUGCAGUCAGAGUGGGCAAACCUCUGUGGGUGGCUCUGCUGCCCUGAGAUGCCACUCCUCUGAGGGAGCUCCCAAGCCAGUCUACAACUGGGUGCACCUUGGAUCCUCUCCUACACCUUCUCCUGGCAGCAUGGUUCAAGAUGAGGUGUCUGGCCAGCUCAUUCUCACGAAUCUCUCCCUGACCUCUUCGGGCACCUACCGCUGUGUGGCCACCAACCAGAUGGGCAGUGCCUCCUGUGAGCUGACCCUCUCUGUGACUGAUCCCUCCAAAGGCCGAGUGGCUGGGGCUCUGAUUGGGGUGCUCCUGGGUGUGCUGUUGCUGUCAGUUGCUGCCUUCUGCCUGAUCAGGUUCCAGAAAGAUAGGAAGAAGAAGCCCAAAGAGACCUAUGGGGGUAGUGACCUUCGGGAGGAUGCCACUGCCCCCGGGAUUUCUGAGCAAACUUCUGUGAGGGCUGAUUCUAGCAUUGGGCUCCUGGAGAGGCCCCCGUCUGCCAGCACUGUGACGACCACCAAGUCCAAGCUCCCUAUGGUUGUCUGAGUUCUCCUGAACCUGAGGGUGGUGAAGGGGAUGUCAAUAAUUAAAGUCUUUGGGUACCA